UUCUAACAACAUAUUAUUAUAUAUUUUAAUAUACACCUUAUAAUUUAUCAUGAUAAUUGUACCGUUUGAAUGUCAAUUGUGAACAAGUAGUAGGUCCUUAGCAUAAACCUAAAAGUCUAAAUGAAAAUAUAUAGUAUUAUUAAAGAUGAUUAUGAAUGAUUUUUAUGCAACUAAUUAGUAAUAUAAUUUGGAUAAUGGGGAAUUUAUACUCUUUAAUUAUUUAAUUAAUCAAUGGAACAGAUAUUAGGGCUGGAUAUAUGUCGUGACACACUUGUUGGUGAUGAAAUGCAACGUGGUAUUUCUGGUGGACAGAAGAAACGUGUUACUACAGGUGAAAUGAUAGUGGGGCCAACAAAGACAUUAUUCAUGGACGAAAUAUCAACUGGGCUGGAUAGUUCCACGACAUUCCAAAUAGUAAAGUGUUUGCAACAAAUAGCCCAUUUAUCAGACGCAACAAUCUUAAUGUCUUUACUUCAGCCUGCUCCUGAGACCUUUGAACUCUUUGAUGAUAUCAUGUUAUUAUCAGAAGGCCAGAUUGUUUAUCAAGGCCCAAGAGAACAUGUUGUUGAAUUCUUUGAAUCUUGUGGUUUCCGUUGCCCUGAAAGAAAGGGUACUGCUGAUUUCUUUUUUUUUAACAAAUUCUCGAAUCACACCGUCUCACCACAAGAGGAGUUCAUAUAA
Molecule: messenger RNA, 681 nt
Organism: Amaranthus tricolor (Joseph's coat)
Lineage: Eukaryota; Viridiplantae; Streptophyta; Magnoliopsida; Caryophyllales; Amaranthaceae
Product: ABC transporter G family member 42-like
Exons: 2
Coding region: 232-681 (149 amino acids)
Molecular function (GO): ABC-type transporter activity
Source: RefSeq, a predicted model, not a curated record